AAACAUUGAACAUUGAUGGGACCAUGAAUGCUUACUUGAUGUUUGCAUUUAGUGAUUAAAAACAUGAUUAUUGUUUAUUUAGCUAAAUUACUGAGGAAGGUCUGUGGUCAAAACAUAUACAAUACAAAAUGACAGUGGAGCUGUUGGUUGUUCAGUUAUGUGACUAAAACAGUUGACAUAGUGGUUAAUGUUUCUCCUUGAUGACAGAUGAGAUCCGUUUGACUUUGGCUGGGCUGUAUCCCAGGUGACGCUGGAAUGAAAAUGGAGUCCACGGGACCAACAGUGAACAGGAUCAACACAGAAGGGGCACUCGAAGAUUCCUCAGAUGUUUUUGACUGUCCCAUUUGCCACGAUGUCUUCAAGACCCCAAUAAGGACAAGGACCUGCCAACAUGUGUUCUGUCAGAGCUGCUUCAGAACAGCAGUGCGGACCCAGGGCCCGCACUGCCCCCUGUGCCGGGGACCAGUGUCCGAACGGGAGAAGAGAGCAGAAGACAUAGUGCAGCGGAUGCGGGAGACGAGGGGACCGUGCAGGGCCUGUGGGUCUUCGACCCUCUACAGUAAGAUGAGGACCCACUACAAGUACUGCCCGGCAUAUAUCGAUGAGUACGGUCUGCCCGCAGCCUCUCGAAAUGUGCAGAGGGCCCAGAAUGGGAGUGCUAAUGGCCCUCAGCCCAUACCGCCCAUCGGGAAUUCCCCAGCUUUGCAUGUACGACACUUGUCCUCCUCGACUGGAAGUUCUGUGUCUAACAGAGCGACGGCCACAUACUCCUGCCCAUACUGUCAGCAACAGGGUCUGUCAGACAUGGCUUUGGUUCAGCACUGUGCCACCUCUCACACUGGGGACCUCACUCCUGUGGUCUGUCCAAUCUGCGUGGCCACAUCUUGGGGUGAUCCCAACUACUGCAGCCAAAAUUUCAUUGGGCACUUAAUGGCACGCCACAGGUAUAGCUACGACAUCUACAUGAACGUGCAUGAUGAUGAAGACACCCAGCUUCACCUCGCCAUCCAACACUCAAUACUGCAAAUGAGCGAAAGGAUAAUAUCAGCAUGAGGUCAUCUUAUUCUUUCACUUUUCCGUUUUCAGCAUUCGUCUACGAUCUACCAAUCAAAAUAACCAUUUAUCUACUUCUAUCUUUCUGUUUUUGGUUUUUUGUUCACUUUAUAUGCAGUCUAUACUACCAAACACCAAAUUAACCCAUUAAUGUCCGGAGUAGAAGUUUUGAAAUUCCACUGAUACACUUGUAAAGCUAGCUCAGCUAAGAAUAUGUUGCUCAGUCCAAUCUGUUCAAUUUUGUAAUACCGCCAAUGUAUGAGGCUACAGCAUAGGUUUUUCUUAAACCCAGUGUAAACAACUGUGGACAUUGUAUUGGCAUACUACUGUGUGUUUAGUCUUCAGCCAAAUAUGGCUUAAUAUAAAUACAUGAAAUUAAAAAGUUAUUGUAAUCUAA
Messenger RNA from Conger conger (European conger), 1450 nucleotides. Its product is annotated as E3 ubiquitin-protein ligase RNF138-like. The record is from RefSeq and is a predicted model, not a curated record. NCBI's taxonomy places the organism in Eukaryota, Metazoa, Chordata, Actinopteri, Anguilliformes, Congridae. The transcript has 7 exons. Bases 256 to 1053 code for a protein of 265 amino acids.